Messenger RNA from Erpetoichthys calabaricus (reedfish), 7683 nucleotides. RefSeq names its product pro-neuregulin-3, membrane-bound isoform. Lineage: Eukaryota; Metazoa; Chordata; Cladistia; Polypteriformes; Polypteridae. Gene Ontology annotation, molecular function: chemorepellent activity. The coding region runs from base 1309 to 3411 and encodes 700 amino acids. The record is from RefSeq and is a predicted model, not a curated record. The transcript has 10 exons. Gene Ontology annotation, biological process: nervous system development; intracellular signal transduction; animal organ development.
CUUGUUUUUCCCUUCUUUUCCUUUUUUCUUUUUCCAUGUCUGGCUUUUCCUGCUAAUGUUGCAGCAGCACUAGGCACUCUCCUGCUGGGAUUGGUUGCUCAGACUCACUCUGGAGGAGGAGGAGCUGAAAGCUGGGCUGCAAGGGGAGCAGGUGCAGUCCUGCUCGAUCUCUCUCUUUUCUCUCUGUCUCUCUGUCUCUCCCUCCCCCCCCCCCUCUCUCUCUCUCUCUCUCUCUCUCUCUCUCUCUCUCCCUCCCUCUCUCACUCCUCACCGUCGGCAGUGGAGGAGAGAUGAUAUAUCACGGCCGAGGGAUACUGGAGAAUGUGCAGGAAUAUCCAAGAAGAAACCAUAAGAAGGGGAUAUUUUUUUCUAAAUUACUGAAUUCUUUACUGUGAUUACGCCAAAGAUGGGAGGAAUACAGGAAAAAAUAAAUCAAAUGUGGAGCUAGGGGGAGCACUCGGACCUCUUUCUCUCUCCCUCUCUCUCUCCCUCUCUUGCUCUCCGUUCUCGUUCCUCGCUCCGUCUCUGGCUGUCUCUGUCUGUUUCCCUUCUGUGCAGGAAUGUAGCAGCGCGCACCAAAGUAAUCCAGGCUGAAAUGCCAAGCAAUGGAUGGACAGACAGACAGGUGCAGAUCGGCACUUGGGCUUUCACAUCAGUCUGGGAAAUGGGCUCUAAAAGGAGGACCCCACUAAAGAGCCACUGAUACAGCUGGCCGACUGGAUAAUCGCGUGUCCUCUGACCACUGGAUUACUGCCGCGACCGUUGCGGGGAAUUAAUUAAAGAAGAGAAAACGCACUUGCUGCCCCAUUACAGGAACGGGCGGCGGAUAGAAGCAGGUAUCCGAAGGGGGAACUGCUUUGGUUUAAGGUGUUGGGGGGGUGGGAGGUAAGGGGAGGAAUUGAAAGCGAAAUGAGCUGAGUCAGCUCUUCGAGUGGAGCUGCAGAGAAGAUCCCCGCUGUUCCUCUAAACCAGGAGGAACGUGGAAAAUCCAGAGAAAGAUCCAACUCCCUCCCAAAAAAAAAGAAAAAAAGAAAUCAAAGCCUGGAAACGUCCGCUGCCUAUCGCUAAAACACAAAGGCUCUGCGGCUCCUGUGAGUUCUUCCCACAUAGUCGCUGCUGUGUGCUCCGGUGCCUCUGGGUUGCUUUCACCUGCUGGACUAUUGGAUGCUCUUCAUCUUUGGGUUGCCUCACAGGCUCUGCUUCCACUUCUCAGCUUAAUGUCUGCUCUUGCCUGCUGCCCCUCUGCACAGUCCUGCUCAUGCCCACCCUCCGCCCACCACAAGAGUUAACCCUCGCUGCGCUGGCAGGAUGAGUGAGGGUUCUGCAGCGGCAGUGUCCGGGGCUGUGAUCGCGGAGGAUCCUGCAGCAAGUGGUGGAGCGGGAGGGGGACUGGAGCAACCUUCUCCUCCAGAUCCUGGACCCCUGCGCUGUGGGAGCUGUGCCCUCUGGCCUCGGCAACAAACGUGGUUGUGUGUUGUACCCCUGCUUAUUGGCUUCAUCGGUCUAGGUCUCAGUCUCAUGCUGCUCAAGUGGAUUGUGGUUGGCUCUGUCAAGGACUAUGUGCCCACAGACUUGGUGGAUAACAAGGGGAUUGGGCAGGACCCCAUCUUUCUAUCCAAGCCCAGCGCCUUUCCAAAAAAUGUUGAAACAACAACGACGACCACAACUGCAAUGGGCAGAACUCGCACAGGUCUUGUGACCACUACCACGGCUGCCAAUCCUGGUGUCAUGGUGCCUGCUGGGUCUGGAAGUUCCACAUCACGCGCACCUAACCGGAUCAGCACCCGCAUCACUACCACCACGCGGGCGCCCCGCUUGAUACCUCCUGGUGGUCGUGGUGUGACCCCACGGGGAACAACGAUACGGAGAGGGACCACAGGCAGCAGUGGUGUUGGCAUGGGAACUGUAACUAUGGUUCCAUCGAUGGUGGUUAGUAUUACGACGGAGGCCCAUCUGGAUGCCACUUCUCCACCCUCACCCUCAGGUCGCUUCUACUUGCACGACUCCACGUCUGUUUGGACGGUCUCCCAGUUUCCAGCGGAGAGUUCUCCACUAGUGCCCACACAGCCCCACACACACACCAAGACACAUUCUCCAACAUAUCCCCCAGAACAUUCAGAGCACUUCAAGCCAUGCCGAGAUAAGGAUUUGGCUUACUGUUUGAAUGACGGAGAUUGUUUUGUCAUUGAGACGCUGACCGGCUCGCACAAACACUGCAGGUGCAAGGAUGGUUACCAGGGUGUUCGCUGUGAUCAGUUCCUGCCAAAAACUGACUCCAUUUUGUCUGACCCAACAGACCAUCAUGGUAUUGAGUUUAUGGAGAGUGAAGAGGUGUACCAGAGGCAGGUGCUGUCUAUUACUUGUAUCACAAUUGGGAUUACGAUACUGGGCUCACUUUGUGUGGCUUUCUACUGCCGUAACAAAAGACGGAGAGAGAAGCUUGAGGCUCAGCUGAAGGAGAGUCGAAGCAUUAAGAACUACAGCCUCAAUACUGCCAGCGUCCGGCCACAGUGUGCCCUGCAUCUACAAAUUUACUGCAAGUCCCCAGGAUCAGCUCCAGCACCUGGAAGUGGUGUUCAAGAGCUAAGAUUUUCACAAAGCAGUAGAGCUCCUUCUACUCAUGUCAGGAUCCCAGUAUCUGGCAAGUCACCCAGGAGCUCUUCAGCAUCCUGCAGUCCAGAUGAGCGAAGCCGAGCUCCACACAGGACCGCUCCCCGCAGGACUCCACCCCUUCCUCGGGGAAGACUCAAUCCUAUUGGAGGAAGCAGGGAUUCUGGCCCCUCCUACCAGCAUCUGCAAGAGGUGGAUUCUACAGAAAAAGAGGCUCUGGCUCUGAGGAGGUUGUGCUCAGCCAAUGCAGGAACCACUGAUCUGUCCGCUUCACUCCUUCCACCUCACUCCCAGGACAGCCUCUUAAAUAUGCAAGCAAACCUCUCCAUUCCUUUUGCCUCAGAGAAUGGUGGGCACAAGACAGAACUGAAGUGCAGCCGCCUGAAUCAUGUGGCAGUGGGCCAAGCCAAUGAGGGCCCCCCUUGUUCCUUCAUCCGCACCACCUACCCUACGGGCCUGCUCAAUACCUAUAAUUCCAUCUACAUCAAGGGAGGCAGGUCUUCCUCCUCAGACUGCCUCCCCCAAGUAGAGAACUCUACAAGUGCAGUAUCAGGCUUGGGCCAGCAGGAGGAGGUAGCACUGCUGCUGGAGACUGCACAAGAGCAGCUCAGACUGCUGGCCCAGGCACAGCGAAAAUCAGAGGACUGCAUUCCUCCUCCUUCAGCAGAGCGUGAGAGCACCUGCUUCCUUCUGCCUCCAGGAGGAGGAGUUGGUGGAGUACUAGCCAGAAGCAGCCCUGCCAAGACACAGCUGACGCACCCAAUAGACCCCCACAGAGACUUGGCCCAAUGCAGUCAAUGAAUUGUCAAGAGAGAAAGUGGCCACCAAUAUUUGGACCAAUGAUACUCCUGGUAGGAGCUUAGAAAAAGUACUGACGGAAAAAAAAAAAAAGAAAAACUCCAGCAACAAAACUUUAAGCAAAUGUUUAAUGAAAGAAAUGGGGGGGGGGGGGGGUAAAACUUAUAAAAGGAAUUAUUUAUAUGCAUUUAUUUAAGUAAGCAUCUACUUAGAAAGAAAACCAAAUAGUCCUGUCAUCUUCAUGGUGUUUUUAAUUGUUGAACAAAAAAAAAAUUAAAUAGUAAAGAUGAAAAACACACUCAGACACAAAUAUCUGAAAGUAUAAAUUGUACACAAUACCUCCUCAGCAGUCUCAACCCUGCAGUUCUGGCAAACAGAGUAAAGAAUGCAGAAACAUUUGAUUGUAAACUGGGCUGAAAGUGGAAAACAGAAUAAUAAAUAUAGUGAGGUCUAACUUACAAAACCAGGGUUUGGAUGCAGAAAGAGGAAAAGUCUUGAACGUUCCUGCCUCCCAUGUUCUUCUUUGAAGUUUCUGCUCCCUUAUGCUCAGGAAGUUUCCUAUCACAAGACCAUUUGGUCACAGAUUUCUUUAGAAUCUGCCCCCAUGCUUGCCUCUGUGUCUUUGUUCUUGUCACCAGUUGGUAUAAUGAACUUUCCUAUCCCACUCUCAAGUUCUGCUCUUGUCCCUAUAACCUUUCAAAUCCUUAUGCCAACCAAGUGAAACCAAGCACUCUGUGUGUGUCAAUCGAGACACUGAGUGUCUCCCUCUUUUUCCCAUGGAAGCCACUAAAAGUGAUUCUUUAGUCCAUCCAAGUGAAAUGUUUCAACUACUAAGUGCUUGUUGUCUUGACUAAUUGGUUUCUCAUGCCUCAUAUUUGUAGUUUUUUUGUGUAACAUCACCCUUAUCUGCUACAUGCUUAGGUCAUACUCAAGCACUUUCUUUAAGGAAUAUCUGAGAACCCAAACAUAGAUAGGACUAAUUAACCCCUCAAUCUAUAACCUGAGUUAAGAAAAUAUGUUAAUGGAGAGCUACAAAAACAACUUUAACUAAAAUUUAAAUAUUUCCCUAACACGUUAUAGAGGUAUACAAGCAUAAGAAUUAACACAAUAUGUUUCACAGAAAUAACUGAACUUAAUCAAAAAGCACAAGAUUACCUCGAUUAAACAGGCCAAAAGAAAGGAAAUUAAAAGGCAAAGGAACACAAAAAAGAGGAAGAAAUAAUCUCAGAAAGAAUAAGUCACAAAACCCCAGAAACUAAAGACGUGUUAACAAAGAUGUAAAACACAAGAACCUCUACCAAGCCAGAGCAGAAUCACAACCUAGAUUUGAAAUCAGAUGACUCGGCAGAGACGGUAGCUAGAAAGUAUCUAAAGUUUUCCUCAAAUACAAGAGAGCUCGCUAAACAGAAGCUGAAGGCUAACAAGACAGAAUGCUAAAGACAUCACUGAGCAGGCUACACCUUCAAAGCUAACAACCCUCAGUUGGAAAGACCUAUGACUGUAGUCCCAAACAACAUUAUUGGGCUAACCCUCCAUGAUUUAAUUGCUUAUAUAUUAAAUUGGCUAUAGAUCAAUAUGAAUAAUACACUAAAUAAGGUAGGGAAAUGCGGGGGAACCAAACUGUGGCACCUUAGUCUAUGUAGUGGACUCUUUUGUUCGUAAUACUCUUUGUCUUGGUACAGAACCCAACUUGUGGAAUCAUUCUGCUCUCAGAAUUUGUCUAGAGUGCUUCAUUUGCCACCCUGUCCUUUUAAUUACUCCUGAAUGUUCUUGAGCUUCCUACUUUCAAUCCUAAGAGGCUACAAAACUGUUCCUUUGAUUGCCACCCCUCAUCUAAUUGGCUUGUUCCCACUUUGACCCCUAUAAGGUUGUCUAUGGUCCACUAAUAAACACUUUCUGUACUAAAGUAUUAUCUCCAUGGAUUUUGGUUUUCUGCUGACUGUUUUGAUGGCCUCUACCCUAACACCAUAUUGCCAAUCUGCUUUCAACCCUUAGGAACUGUGAAAGAGUAGCUUGAGCAAGAAUUCUUUGAUGAUGAGAAGAAUAAAACUGUAAAUAAUGCCAAAAGACCUCUUGGUUACAGUUUUCUUUAAUCUGAGAAAUACUGUGCUCUAAUGCUAACUACAAUCCAAGGUGCAUUAGCUUUUAACAAUUCGUUUGCCUACCACAUGAUUCUUUAGAGAUGAAAUUCUGCUUCAAACCUCUUCACUACAUUAUGCGGUCCUGACAGCACUGUGUUUUUAAGGUUCUUGUCAUGUUGACUAAGUAGAUCCCAAGUUUUCCUACUUCCUCUGUCUAGAAGCCAUCCUUGAUUCGAAUGUUCAUUUGUGGAUGAAUGCUUCAGCCCAGUGUUUACCAAGACAUUUCACUGAAGGAUUCUCCAAGUAAAGUCAGAAAAAGUAGAAUUCAUGGCCCAGUGUAUUUAUGAAAAAGACAGGAACUCUUGUCUUCACUUUUCCAUGGUUAAGCCAUAGUUGAACCACAACAGUGUUCUGAAUGACAGGCCAUUUAGAUUGCAGACAGAGCUGCUGAGGAGGUUGAGGAAAUUUGUCUCUAAAAAAAAAAACUAUGACACCAUUUUAUUUGCCUCUGUGAAGCAGGAACCCAAGGAGUGCACAAAUGGUAACCCUCCUGAUGAGAAAUAUUAAUUCUCCGAACAAUCUAAGGAUGAAAAGUGUGGCACUCGAUUCAGAGGAGCAAGGUGAUGCCUCGGAGGGAAUCUGAUGUACCCAUAUAGAAACUGCCCCUUUUCAAGGACUCUCUUCAAUGCUGUUCUCAGAAAUCAGAGAGCUGGUGGUUCAUCUGUCAAGGGUUAUGAAGAGUUCUCAUCAUGCCAGCAGGGACAAUCGCUGCUGCUGCUGACUACUUGUUGGAUAUAGCCCGGGACUCCCAAGUUUCAGAUGGCCUCUGGUCUUUCCCAAUUUUUUUGUUUUUUUAUUCUAUUCUCAGAUGCUACAUGUGAAGGGUAUGAAAGCAGUUCUCAACAUUGCACCACACAAUACUUGCCAGUAAUGCCCCCCUCCUGUCUCCCAGCUACACCUUCCCAAUGAUAAAUCCAGCACUGGGUUUAAACUAGUCAGAGGAACUUGCUCAGUACAUUGGGGUAACUGAUGUUAUUUAAAUAAAUGUAUAAUAUAAAAAUGCACUAGAUCUUGUUUUACUAGUGACUGUUAUUCUGACCUAUGUACUGGAAACUUGUCUUUCUUUCUUCCUUCUUUCUUAAUGCUGGAAAAACCACCGGCCAAUUUAAAGUCAUUAAAGAUUUGAAAUAAAAGAUAAGAGCCCACCGUCUUGCACUAGACCAUCAACUACCAUACACAGUGAGACUGCCUUGCUUUUGCACUGAGCCUGCACGUGGAGUGGUCUUUCUGAAAAUAAGCCAGAGUGAUAAAACGAUUAGGUGAGUUCCUGGCCAAGGACUUUGUAGAAUAAAUGAAUUUAAGCUGUAGGUUAGUAAUAUAUAAUGGGUAAAGGUUAUAUAAAGAGAAGGUUUACAUUAUAGAGUCUACUUUAGACUCACUGCAACCCUCGCGUGUCGAUAAAAUUGCACACUUGAGGUGUAUGCAUCCAAAUCUGAGACAUUAAUAGGACAGCUAGAAAUGUCAAAUAAUUGUAAAGUACAUAUAGGAACAAACCUGACCCAAGCUGUGGACAAUGUGGUCUGAGUUUAUCAUUUCAAUACCUUUUCAAUAAACUGCCUUGCAAAUUUUUUAAAUCACACGGUGCCAGUGCUGAAAUUUCACAUAGCUUAAAGAUAUAAGAAAGUAAGUAAAUAUUAAAGGGAUUUUUUUUUGAAAGGAAAGGUUUCAGGAUCAUUUUACUGGAGAGUGACAAAUGUAAUAAUCAAGCGGAUUGGAUUGAAUAUUUCACUCAUUAAAGUAAAGCAAAUAGCAUUGAGCUGAGUAAAUUUCACACUUAGGUAGAUACAAAGUGAUAAUCGGCUAUGUUACUCUGUACUGGAGAAAAAGCAAUGCAAACAAAACACAAUUUAUUUGUUUAUAAUUUCUUUUUUUUGUUUCUCAAAUUACUUUGACCUGAAUAAUCACCUUCAUCAUUUUCUCCUUGUUCUUCACGUAGACAAGAGAUGAAAUAUUUCCUUGUUUCUCAUGCUUUGCUGUGAUAAAUGAUCCCUAUUUUGCUAUAUUCUUCUGAAACGAUUGAUCUCAUUUUCUUCUUGAGCCAAAUGAUCUCUUCUCAUCUUACAUCCUCCUGUGUGGAGUAACUGCAUUUUACUCAUAAUCACCUGGAAUAAAUCAUUUCCCUUGCUUUAAUUUA